Manis pentadactyla (Chinese pangolin) is the source of this 2777-nucleotide messenger RNA. RefSeq names its product casein kinase 1 epsilon (gene CSNK1E). Gene Ontology annotation, molecular function: ATP binding; protein serine/threonine kinase activity. The record is from RefSeq and is a predicted model, not a curated record. Gene Ontology annotation, cellular component: cytoplasm; nucleus. The coding region runs from base 241 to 1536 and encodes 431 amino acids. Gene Ontology annotation, biological process: endocytosis; signal transduction; peptidyl-serine phosphorylation. NCBI's taxonomy places the organism in Eukaryota, Metazoa, Chordata, Mammalia, Pholidota, Manidae. The transcript has 12 exons.
CGGGCAGGAGGGCCCGGAGGAGGGAGGCGGCGGCGGAAGCCCAGAGCCAGAGCCCGGCCAGGGCCGAGCGGAGCGGAGUGAGGCAGCGGCAGCGGCGGCAGCGGCUGGGCCGGGAGAGGCUGGCGCGCCGGGCGGCUCCGCGAAUCCUCCGGCAUCUGCCCCGGCGGGCCGCCCCCGCCCGCGGCAGCCCACCGAGCAGCGGCGCGGCACCGGCGCCUUCCCGGCGGGCGACAGUAAAUCAUGGAGCUCCGUGUGGGGAACAAGUACCGCCUGGGACGGAAGAUCGGGAGUGGGUCCUUUGGAGAUAUCUACCUGGGUGCGAACAUCGCCUCUGGUGAGGAAGUUGCCAUCAAGCUUGAGUGUGUGAAAACGAAGCACCCACAGCUGCACAUCGAGAGCAAGUUCUACAAGAUGAUGCAGGGGGGAGUGGGAAUCCCAUCCAUCAAGUGGUGCGGCGCCGAGGGCGACUACAAUGUCAUGGUCAUGGAGCUGCUGGGGCCCAGCCUGGAGGACCUCUUCAACUUCUGCUCCCGAAAGUUCAGCCUCAAGACGGUGCUGCUCCUGGCCGACCAGAUGAUCAGCCGCAUUGAGUACAUCCACUCCAAGAACUUCAUACACCGGGAUGUCAAGCCUGACAACUUCCUCAUGGGGCUUGGGAAGAAGGGCAACCUGGUGUACAUCAUUGACUUUGGCCUGGCCAAGAAAUACCGGGAUGCCCGCACCCACCAGCACAUCCCCUACCGGGAAAACAAGAACUUGACUGGCACUGCCCGCUAUGCCUCCAUCAACACCCACCUGGGCAUCGAGCAAAGCCGCCGAGAUGACCUGGAGAGCCUGGGCUACGUGCUUAUGUACUUCAAUCUGGGCUCCCUGCCCUGGCAGGGCCUGAAGGCAGCCACCAAGCGCCAGAAGUACGAGCGCAUCAGUGAGAAGAAGAUGUCGACGCCCAUCGAGGUCCUCUGCAAAGGCUACCCCUCUGAGUUCUCAACAUACCUCAACUUCUGCCGCUCCCUGCGGUUCGACGACAAGCCUGACUACUCCUACCUGCGCCAGCUCUUCCGCAACCUCUUCCACCGGCAAGGCUUUUCCUACGACUACGUCUUCGACUGGAACAUGCUCAAAUUCAUGCGGCCCCCCUCAUGCCAGCCCCCUGCCCUUCCCUGUGGACGACCCCAGGACCAACUAGGGUGCAGCCCGGAACCCCGAGGACGUGGACCGGGAGAGGCGGGAGCACGAGCGCGAAGAGAGGAUGGGGCAGCUCCGGGGGUCUGCGACCCGGGCUCUGCCCCCUGGCCCACCCACGGGGGCCACUGCCAACCGGCUCCGCAGUGCUGCCGAGCCUGUGGCGUCCACGCCAGCCUCCCGCCUCCAGCAAACUGGCAAUACUUCUCCCAGAGCGAUCUCACGGGUAGACAGAGAGAGGAAGGUGAGCAUGAGGCUACACAGGGGCGCGCCCGCCAAUGUCUCGUCCUCCGACCUCACUGGGCGGCAAGAGGUCUCCCGGAUUGCAGCCUCACAGACAAGCGUGCCAUUUGACCACCUCGGGAAGUGAGGAGCCGCUGCCAUUGGACCAGUGUUUGCUCAGUGUCUUCACUGUAUUUUCUUUCAUUAAACAACAACAACAAAAAAAGAUGGGGGAAAAAACCACUCGAAAGAACAAAAAGAGAAAAACCCAGCAUAAAACCGACGACGGAUUUUGUUUCUUUGACUUUUUUUUUGCCAAUGGCAAGAAGAUGGGAUGCCCUCAGCACAGAAGAUCCUUGUCCCUUCGAUUUCCCACUGCCCACAACCUUCAGGCUGCCAAACGCUCCCCAAACACCAGCUACGUGCACCAGAUGCCGAGGCCCCACCCCAGGCCACUCCGACGGGAGCAUCUAUGUACUGGAGGUGCAGCCAGCCCCCAAGUGCCCUCGGGGGAUGCCUGAGGAGCUGGGGAAAUGGUUUGGUUGGUCUGAGGCAGGUCCUGGGCGCUCUUGAGUCUUGGGACCACAGGAUAUGCGCACAGCCCCUACCCUGCUGAGGUGAUUCUGGCCACCUUUCUGUGUUGGGCUUUUUCCAUUGUCCCCCAGAUCGUUUGGGUCCCUUCUUUGCCUCUCCACAAAGACCUUGAGGAGUGGGCGGCAGUGUGAGAACGGAGAUCCCUUGUGUGCGUGUGUGUAUGUGCCUGAUCUGUAUGUGCCAGGACAGCAGGUGCUCUGCCCCACCUGCGAGGCUGACUUUCUGUUCUCCCCCCCCUAACAAGGACACGGGGUGGGCAGUGACUUCUACAUCCCUCAGGAAGGGCGCAGAGGGUCCUCACCACCACCCACCCCUGAGAUUCUCAUCAGCCUGUGGCAGCCUCAUGCCCCUUUCCUGGUCUUAGGACAGAAUCCUUCCAGAAAGCAUCUGGCUCCUGGGUUAUAAAUUAAUUUCCUGGUUCUGACACUUACCUGGGGUCCUACCCUCCCCGCAUUCUGCCUCUCUGAGGAGGAGCCUGGAGUCAGAGCUGGGCACCGGAUUUAUCCAUCCAUCCCUCGUUAACACCCAUUUUUACUUUAUUUUUGUUUGUUUUCUCCGUGUGUGUAUUUCCUAAUUUAUUUACCUGUUUCCUUUUUCUUCUUUUUUUUUUUAAUUAAAGAGCAAAGCUUUUUAUUACUUUGUAAUUUAAAAAACUGAAAAAAAAUUACUGAAGAACUUUGGGGGGAAUUUUGUACUUUUUUCCUGUGUAAAUAUUGGACUUUUUUGAGCUUUAUUGUGGUUGUUAAUUUGAAGUAAUAAAGUAGAAAAGGAUAAAGUCA